AUGGAGGACAAACCGUUAUCGGACAACUUUGCGUUCGUCGACACUCUCCUCGAUAGCCCCCACUUUAGGUGCCCCACCCGAUACAAUGACCACAACAGUAAUAAUAACAACGACAGCAACGUCGCCAUCACUGCGCAAAAACUCGCCCACUCUACUCCUGACUCGUCAUACCAAAACCAAAAGGACUACACCGCCACCGCCCCUGCAACCAUACAAUUACAUCCCCUUGUUCUGUGCAUGCAGCGAUCUUUGAUCUCGGUCUCAUCGCCGUCUCGGUAUGAUGGUUAUGGAGGCGAGGGCGAUAUGUACAAAUCGUUUGCGGGACUCUACAUCGAGAGACAAACUGAGAGUACGCGAAACCUGAGCAAGCACACACGCGGAAGGAAACAGUACCGUCGCCCUCACCAUGAUUCGGACGACAGCUCCGAGGAGGGAUGGAGCAAGGAGUCUGAUGAUGGCAACAACCACACCAGCAGUGAUAACGAUUAUGACAGCGACCGUCCCCUCCCUCGCCCUCGCCCUCGCUCUCGCACCACAGUCAACCCACGGCCACCAGGGGUGAUCAUGACACGGACGAUCGAGGCUGGGGAUCCGUUUGUGCCAGAGCGCAACGUGACCCUAUUCUGCAACGGAUGGCGCCUGCGACAUGUUUGCAGGGUCUUUGAGAAGUCCUAUCUGAUGUUGGUGGAUCAGGUGGGCAUGUACGAUGAGAAUCAGGAUGUGGAUAAAGAGUGGGGACGCGCUUUUGAGUUGGACGAGUUCCGCGACGCGACAUCCAGUGGCACACCCACGGUACUGGCGCAAUUGAUGUGCGAUAUUCAUGAUCCUCUCUUUGGUCAGCUUGGUCACUCUAUUGAAGGUGAUACGCUCUGA
Linnemannia hyalina is the source of this 873-nucleotide messenger RNA. The record is from the annotation of a GenBank genome assembly. NCBI's taxonomy places the organism in Eukaryota, Fungi, Mortierellomycota, Mortierellomycetes, Mortierellales, Mortierellaceae.